Scylla paramamosain (green mud crab) is the source of this 9535-nucleotide messenger RNA. RefSeq names its product kelch-like protein 5. The coding region runs from base 289 to 2415 and encodes 708 amino acids. Gene Ontology annotation, molecular function: protein binding. The record is from RefSeq and is a predicted model, not a curated record. Lineage: Eukaryota; Metazoa; Arthropoda; Malacostraca; Decapoda; Portunidae. The transcript has 12 exons.
UGAUGAAGACAAGGGUUAUCGUGGACAGUGUGUGUUAUUAAAGCCGCGGUCACACGAGACAGGUACAGCACUACAGGCGGACAGGUGCACUCGGCUACUCAGCACGACCAGGAACUCUUGGUUCAGACUGAAUUCUCCAUCAACCGAAAUAUUGUGAAAGAUAAGGAAAGGGAAGAAAGGGGGAAAAGCAGUGUGUGAAAGUUGCCGGGUGAAGCCAGGAACCCUUUAUCAUUCAGCAUUCGGCGGUGGUGUAAAGGUUGGACCAGCCGCUCCGAGAAGGGCGCCAACAUGCCCCGCGGCGCUCAUUCCCCUCGGAAGACUCAAAGCCUCUAUAUCAGCGGCGUCGGUGGAGGCGUCGGCGGCGGGGUGCGCACCGCUUCCCCCGACCUGGUGCUUUCCUCGGCUGCCUCGGCCUCAGAGAUCCCGCCCACCUCCGCCCCGCCCACGCCUCGGGAGCGGCACGGACACGGCGGGGGCAUGGGUGCAGGAGUGGGACGCCCCCAUAGCUUGGCAGGGGACAGCACCACCACACACGCCGCCGCUUACCUCUACUCCUGCAAUCCGCCCUACGCCAGGUACUAUGCCAACACUCCUCCUCCGUGUGUGGGCGUGUUCUCGUGCAAGAUGAAGGAAGGGGAGCGGUCGCCGUCGCCUGUGGGUGCGACGGGGCGACGGGAAAGCUCCACCACCGAUGAGCUGUUCCACUCGCCCCGUCAUGCCGAGGUGGCUCUGCGCCGCAUGGAAGCAUAUUACGCGCGGGGCCAGCUGUGUGACGUCACGCUGGUGGCCGGUAGCCGUAGGAUCAAGGCACAUCGCUUGGUGUUGAGUGCUGCCAGUGACUACUUUGCUGCCAUGUUCACCUCCCCAGUCCUGGAGGCCACCCAGGAGGAAGUUGCCCUCAGGGACAUGGACUCUGAUGCCCUCCUCACCCUCAUCAACUACUGCUAUACUGGCACUCUGGAACUCCAUGAGGACACCGUGGAAGUAGUGUUGUCCACAGCACACCACUUGCUACUGACUGAGGUGGUAGAGGUGUGCUGUGACUUCCUCACCAAACAGUUGCACCCAGCUAAUUGUCUUGGCAUCCAGCUGUUUGCAGAUACCCAAGGCUGCUCUGAACUGCAUCGGCUAGCUUCAAAGUACACUGCGGAGCACUUCCAGGAGGUGAUGCAGCACCAAGAGUUUGUGCAGCUCCCCCCAGAGGAGGCUGCCCACCUGCUGGCCUCAGAGGACCUCAAUGUGCCUUCUGAGGAGCUCAUCUUCCAGGCCCUGAUGGUGUGGCUCAAGUACGACCUGGAGGAACGCACCAAGAACAUGGCAGACCUCCUUAGUCUGGUCAAACUGCCCCUUCUCUCUCCUCAGUUCCUCACAGAUCACAUCGAGACCAAUGCGCUUUUUAAGGAGAAUCGGGAAUGCCAGGAGCUUAUUCUAGAAGCCCUCAAGUACCACCUGCUGCCAGAGCGUCGGUCAGCCCUGCAGUCCCCCCGCACCAAGCCCCGCAAGUCCACAGUGGGGGACAUGUAUGUGGUGGGCGGCAUGGACUCCAAUAAGGGUGGGUGGAGAGGAAGUAUUGCUGCAGGUUCAACAGGCAUUGAGAGGUACAACCUACGGACCAAUAGCUGGACCAGUGUGGGCACCAUGACUGGCCGCCGCCUCCAGUUUGGUGUGGCAGUGCUGGAUGGCAAGCUGCAUGUGGUAGGCGGCAGGGAUGGGCUCAAGACUCUUAACACAGUGGAGGCUUAUGAUCCAGCCACCAACACCUGGACUCAGCUGCCUCCCAUGUCCACCCACAGACACGGCCUGGGAGUGGGGGUGCUGGAAGGGCCCCUGUAUGCAGUAGGAGGUCAUGAUGGCUGGAGUUACCUCAACACAGUGGAGCGUUGGGACCCACAAGCCCGCCAGUGGAGCUACGUGGCCCCCAUGUCCACCUCAAGAUCCACUGUUGGUGUAGCUGUCCUUAACAACAGGCUGUAUGCAGUGGGUGGGCGUGACGGUUCCUCUUGCCUGCGCACAGUGGAAUGCUAUGACCCCCACACUAAUAAAUGGACCCCCUGUGCCCCCAUGGCCAGGCGGAGAGGUGGGGUGGCCGUCGGGGUAGUCAAUGGUUUCCUGUAUGCUGUAGGGGGACAUGAUGCCCCUGCCUCCAACCCUUGUGCUUCCAGAUUUGAUUGUGUGGAGAGGUAUGACCCAGCUACAGACACAUGGACACAGGUGGCUUGUCUCAGUGUGGGCUGUGACAGUGCUGGGGUGAGUCUGUUGGGUGAUCGGCUCUUCUGUGUGGGCGGGUAUGAUGGGCAGACCUACCUCAACCUGGUGCAUGCAUACGACCCUCAGACCAAUGAGUGGACACAGAUGGCACCUCUCAUCAAUGGCCGGGCAGGAGCGUGUGUUGUGGUGGUCAAGAAGGAACACUGACACAGGCUCUACUAAACCAGGUCAUGGGUUAUCCAGGUCAUUGGCUGCCACAUAAUUGGUCUCUCAAUAGAAUGUGGUUGAAAUUUUCCAUGUUGUGUUGUAUUGGGUUGCCAGGUUCUUUCAAUUUGGGUGGUAAAGGUGUCAGCCAGUGCUUAGAUGAGGGAGGACUGGUGACACAAUGAGGGAAACUGAUGGUGCUCGGAAUAGAGUUAACAUUUAGCAAUAAUGUUGUUGUGUGAAUCUCAGAGGACUUGAGGGCUGUGCAAAAUGAGCUUUUAUGAUUAGUGAAUAACGUAAGCCAGAGUGGCACAAAAAGAGUGUGGGGAGUCUGAGGAAAACAGCCAUGAGUACUUUGACUAGGAAGGGAAUGAUGUCAAUAACUGUUGUCUUGCUUUGCUUGUAGGACAUGGGAAUGAUGAAGCUCAAGUUUAGAAAAUCCAUUUUGAAGCCUUAAUGUUAACAUUUUGUGACCUGUUACUCAUUAGUUGAGUUAUGUGACCUGGAUGAUGUGUGUGACCAAGAUCAACCUCAGGUCAUACCCUCUUUCCUCCUGUGAUAAACACUGCUUUGAUGUUUGAUGAAAUUUUGAUAUUUUGAUUAGGUAAAGAAAUGAUUAACUGAGUGGACAGAUUGCACCUUGAUACAAGACAUUUCCUGAGGAUUCCAGUAAAAGUAAGUGUUUGAUAUCCACUCCCAAACUUGGCAAAUUCUUGCCUACUACAAUGGAGAAACUUUUUGGUGAUAACAGCUGAUAGUAAAGGAUACUACAGCUUUAAUGCUAACUCUUGUGAUAACAAACCCUCCUCCUGUUUCUUGGUGUUACUGUAAGGUGUGUAUCUAAUGUUUUGUUAAAGAUGCAAAUGCAAAAUGUUCAAAGGAUGUAAGAAGUGAGUGAGUUUAUGGUGAGAGAGGACUGUCAUUGACUGUACCAACUCAGUGUAUUUAGUGUAUAUUUGUAUAUGUUUAUUUCUUUCCCAAUGACAUGAGUAAUGUGAGUCACUGCUGAGUACACCAUAUGAUAGAGAUAAAUAAAAUCUUGAGAAGUCGAUACAAAUUUAGUAGUUGUUCAUUGUUAAACUGCAGAUAUUCGGUUCCCAUAACAAAACUAACUUAUCAGUUUAAUGAAAUAGUAAUCUUUUAGUGAGUCAUGCCAGGCAUUAAUCUUAGAUCACUGGUGUAUGAUGUAACACUGCUGUGAACAGACCAUUGCUGAGGCAUGGCAGCUUUAUGGUAUCCCUAUGGUAUUUAUGGUAAAAAGCAGCUAUUCAUUGUUUGAAAGAUAGCUUUAAAUAUUUUCCCUUUACUCUAAUUAAUGAUGAAAUUCUGUAAACCAUUCUUUCACAGAACAGUACUUGUGUGUUAGUAUUGACAUUUUAAGCCUCAGAACACUGACCUCAAGAGUUUCAUGAAUUAUUGCAAUGACAGUCCUCUCAUGCUGUUACUGCCACUUCUCUCCACUAGUGACAAUCUUACACUCCAGGGAACACUUGAUGUUGUGCUGGUGAUGACCCUCCACACCCUCCACACCCUCAUCCUUCCUUACACUAAUAUAGAGGAAACAUAAAGUGUGGUCUUUAAGCCUUCUUGUUCAGAAAAAAAAAUUGACAAGUCCCAGAUGAUUGUAUAUAAGUUAUUCUAAGUUACAGGAAAUUAUUUACGCAUACAAGUGCAAGUAGAUUUACAUACUUAUUUGGAAGCAAAUAAGAGAUAAACCUUAAGUGAAAAAGGAAUUGAUCUCAUAGUAUGUUUGGUGGUUUAUAAGCUUUUAGAUGACGGCUGAAGCUGUGUAGUUUUGAGCAACUAAAGUGGUUUGUUGUCAGUAUUCUUGUCCUCUUAGGCCAGGCCGACCAAACCCUACCACUAGUAGUGAGAUGCUGCACUGAAGUGGCUGCCAAUGUAGCUAGAUAGUUGUCACAUCCUUCUGUUGGUACAUUUAUUUUUUUCACAUCAGCAGACUUGUUGUGAACAUUUAACACAUGAUUUUGUAAGGUUUUGCACUUUGAAUAGGUAGUGAGAAAGUAGAUUAGACCUGAUGCCUUAGUAGUGAGGUGCUGUUUCAAGGAUUUGUGUAGUGAUUAAAAGUAAGUUGUAAAGUGGCUGUGGAUUAACUUCAGUGAUUAUGGCAAUAAUUUCUAAAUUUUUGUGAUGCUUGAAUGUGGUUGAAAUAAUAGUGUGUUUUGAAAAGAAAAUUUUGCAGUUGGCAUGUAGAGUUAUAGAUGACAGUAAAACAUUUUAUUCAAUGUAGGCAAUGAUAAAUGGAAUAAUACAUAACCUAAAUAGUAGCUAAAAAGUCUGUUUGUAGUGUUCUAGAAAUUAUUCCAAAAUUAUUGUACUAAAAGAGAUGCAUAACUGUUUUCACGAUUUUGAAAUUUGAAUGAAAUAUUUGCUCUUCCUGAUUAUACACCUUUGACUGGUCUUUAUGAUGCUGGAAUAGCUCCAGUGUUUUUGUGUUCUCCAUGCAUCUCUUCUGUGUGGUGUGCGGUGUUUGAGACAAAGAAAGAAAAUUUUUUUUUUGUAGUUCAUACACUGUAAACAAAAUAUCUUUCAUAUUCAAGCUGUCGUGCAUCCUUAAAGAAGAAAAGUAUUAAGUAUGCUAUUCCUGGACCUAUGCUGAUUCAGCACAUGUUAUUCUGUUGAUGGACCAAAUUUCACUAGCAGUUCAAUUUAUGCACAAUAAUGUGAAGCUGUAUAGCUCCCACCAAAGAGAAGCAUCAGUAUAGCACCACACAUCCAGCACACAGCCUGAGUUCACACCACUGUCACUGAGUGUCACUGGGAGCAAUGUGUUGUGUGGAUUUGUGGUCAAUGUGUGUAUUUCUGUGCAGAAGACUUAUACUUACACUGUGCUCAUUAGGGUGUUGUGUUAAUUAUGGUACCAAAACAUACAGUAUUUGAUUUCAGUGUCCAGGUCCCUGAAUAUAAUGGAAGAGUGUGUGUUGACUGUGCAGUUAAAAUGUUUUGAUAUUCGGUGUGGAAUGUGUGAAUGAAUUUUCUAUGGUGUGAAUUGAGAAAUUUCUCUGCAUCUACAGACUUAUUGCCAAUUAAGUUUUUUAUAUAAAACUCCUUGAAAAUAUUGCAUUCUUGAAAAUACAAUAAUAUAUAGAGUACAACUAUAUGAAAUUAAGAAUAAAAUAUUAGUGAAAUAUUAUUUACAAGUUAGCAUUACUAAAUAUUUCAAAAUUAUUCUUGAUUUGAUUUCUUAGACACUUUUCCAAGUUUUCCUCAUUUGUGCAUUCCAAGUUGUGUCUUUAUGAUGUUCUCACAGUUGGAUUUUUGUGUCAAUUAUCUGUCUUUACUAGGCUGACAUCCCUGUUCUUGGGAUUCAGCAGAGACAAGAUGUCUACAUUUGCACAUUCACAUUCAUGAGCAUUCCCUCACAUCUUCCUCCAGCAGGCUCCAGGUGUCUCAGGCAGAGAGGACCAAUCCUCAGUGCACCACUCUGCAUGUAGAUUAUGUUUUCUAGAUGUAUGAAUGUGAAGUUUCUGUUAGCUACUAAGAUAUUGUCUGCACAAAGCAGGAUAUUGCUGGUACUGCCUGACAGACCACUUUAAGGUGAAUUUAUAAAGGCUACGUGAUUGUGUUUCACAAGGUAACAAGUGUGUGAAAGUACAUAUUGUUGGUGUACAAACUGUUUUUAUUGGAGUAUGCAUAGUUUAUUGUUUUGCUCCAGCAAAAUUUUAUAAUAUAUAGGAAUAAUGAAAUAAUUUUGAGGAACUAGUUCUAAGUUUGUGCUCCCAAAAUUAACGCCUUGCACCUUUGCCCAGGUGGAGAAGUCCACAAGAUUUAAGCAUGUAAUAUACACAGUGAGUGGGGAGACUGAAUUUUGCUCACUGUGUGACUCCCAGGUCGUCCUUAUCAGUAGCAGCCAAAAUUGCCUUUCUGUUUAGUUUGUAAUAAUUUACUGAUAUUGCAGCACCAAGGAUGACAUGCCAACCUCCAAUAGUUGUUUUUUAUGUGCUGUCAUCCAGUUUUUCCAUUUCAUAAUAAGAAACCAAAUCUGUGAACCUUGAAUUGGUAAUCAAGAAAUCUUUUUUUGUUUACUAAAGAAGCUUGCCUUUGUGACUGAGCAUGAAACACCUUAUUGUAGAAUUCUUUCUUUUCUUUGCACCACAAGUAUUAAUCUUUCCAUAUUAGUUAUUGAAAAGCAUUGUAUUCACCCCAGAGAUUGCAGAGAUCUCACAUGGAAGACUUGCAUAGAUAAUUGAAUAAAGUUAGUGCAUAAGCAGUGAAUGAUGGUGCAUGGGCAUUUGGAAAUGGAUUACUGUGUUAGAUGUUGGCAGUUGUAUGAAGUCAGUUCCAAAGCAUUCCCUGGCUUCCAAUAUUUAGUUAAGAUGUUGACUGAUAAGGCAUUGUCAUUGUGAACAAAGUACUAUUUGUGUGUUGAGAAUAUGGAUUAUCUUCUUUGUAAUAACUAUUUAGUCAGUACCACAUCUUAAGUCCAGGGAUGUGGAAUAAAGUGAAAACAUAGUAGUAGCAAUAGUAUUAGUAGAGUGCUGUAGCUUUAAGAAGUUUCUGGCAUAUGUAUAUUUUCAUUCACAACCAUUGAUGCAUUUAUUUGACCAACAGGCAGAAGUACAGGGUCAGCCAGAGAGUGUGUGUGAGAUCUGAGUUGAUGUGAUACAAUAGUGACAAUGUAGCUCUGUGGCCUUGCUGUGUAGAUUAAGGAGAGCCAAUGCCACUGCCACAGCCACCACCACUAACCUCAGCCUCCAACCACCAUCACUCUAGCACCCUCAUCCUCCCCCACUGCCCUCACUCCUUAAUACAACCACAGUCUCCACACAUGGAGUUAAAUAUUUUAUGCAUCAUCUUGUUUAAUAUUCUUACUUUUCCUUACAGGGUUGGACAGGUUAUGAGUCUUAAAUCUCUCUUAUGCCUUCUGUAUGAUAUUCUGUAUAUCUCUAAUGGCUUAUAUUCGGAAUAAGAUGUGGCAUAACAAAUGUAGCAAAGUACCAUAUUAUUAAUGGAAAAGACUUUCCAUCUAUCUAUAUACCAAACCAGCAAUCCCACAUGGGUGGCCCAGAUAAAGUACCAUAUGCUCAUAAACACAUGAUUCACACUCUUAGCCCUGUUGACUCCUGGUGGAAAGGGUCAGUCUGAUGGACUACCUUACUGCCUCCCAUGAUGCUUAGGCAUAGCACAGGUGGCCACAUGCAUGUACAUGCAUAGCAAGGCCUGACAGCUUAUUUGUAUGGAACACCAUUCUCUUCAAUAGAAUAUUCAAAAGGCAUUGUUUUCCCCUGGGGAUUUCCUCAACAAACUGGUUACAUCAGCAUAAUCGCCAUCCUUUCUGUUCUGGCAUUUCCUCACUGCAUGGUUUAACCUUUGGAUGUCAACUUCCCUCUAAUACUAUUCCAUUAUGUCACACUUUGUCCUCAGUCUCACACUCUUGCUGUGUGAUCCCCAUCUCCACAUUGGUGAAAAUUAUACAUAUUUUUCAUGUAAUGCUUUGCUAUUCUUACAGCACUCGUAAUAAGUUCUUAAAAUACCUGAAAAGGGAUCAAUCAAAGAACCUAUUUUAAAUCUGCUAAUCAGUUCUAGAUAGUUGAAGAUGAAAAUGUAUUAAAUGCAUUAGGUAAAGAUUAUUCUAUUUAGUAACCACAUUGCUGCUUUAGCUAGAAUAUUGUAAAUUGUAGGUUUCCAAGUACUUGAUACAUGUUUUAUUUAAUCAAAUUGGACGAACCAUCCUGUUGCAUGUUUACUGGUGGUGUGUCACUCAACCUCUUGUCCUCAGCAACCAGCUCGUGUCUUUCACUGUUUGCACUCUUGCAGCUGCCCUAUGACUAAACUGUCCACAUGCCAAGGUAUGGCACUGCUAGUGGUAGUCUGCUGGGGCCUGGGUGUGGUGGUGGUGGCCUCUCCCUGGUGAAACAAAGCUCUGUACAGAUGCCAGCAUGUGAAUAAUUGUGAUGAUUGUAAGAUAGUAAAAUAAGUUGUAUCUGAAAUUUUUAACAAAGUUGAUUUUUCAGAUAUUUUGUAGAAUGUUAGAUUUAAGUGAUGCAUUGCACAGUUCUUUUCUUUACUAUACUCUUUAUACUGCAGGCAGCUGCAUUUGUUAUGUAUUACAUUCUUCUAAUGAUAGUCUAGAGUCCCAUCUAAUGCAAGGGAGCAUUUUUUGUAAAAUCAAAACAUGCAUUGGAAGGGACACAGCUGGUAAUUACAAACCCAAACACUUGCACAUUCCAUGACUUAGGUUUGCCUAGAGCAUCAAUACACAACUGAGGGAUGUACUUUUCUAAAUUAACCUUCCUCCCUCAUGUUUAUUUCCUCACUUGCCUCGUCAGGUUGUCAGGAUUAGUGAAUUAUUCCUAACAUGUAAUUCGAGGAAUAUAAUUUUUUUUUUUAUAUAUAUAUACUUCUUGUAUAUUUUUUCGUAUAGGAUAAGAGUGUAUGUUGCAUUAUGGCAGCUGUAAUGGCGACCUGUGGUGUUGGAAGAAAAAUAUGUAAGAAGGAAGAAUUUCUUUUUCCUUUCCAGUGUAAAGGUUUGUACAGCAAAGGCCAUUCAUGAUCCUUUUGGUGAUGCUGGCCAAGAUAGAAAAAAACAAUAGUUUUGCUGAGUAGGAUCAUUUAGUGCUAUGAGUGUUGAAAGGGAACACAUGGAACCAAAAUUUUGGCCACAUAAAUAAAAAAGUAAAUAAAAUAAAAGAAAAUAAAUGGCAGGAAAUAAAAGGAAGUAAGAAAAUGUGUUUUCCUUCCAUAAGAAAAUGAAAAUAGAAAUUAUCUCCUUAACAAAAUUUUGACCAAGGAAUGAAAAAUUUGGCCCAAAGGUAAAAAAUUAGAGAAAAAAAUGAAAAACUGAAAAGUAAUAGAAAAAAAAAUGGCGUCUUUCAGAUCGCAAUACAUUUCCUUUUGGCCCACAUUCCAAAGGCAGUGGCUCCUAACUUCUAUCCGGGGUUGCUUUCUAAGGAAUGUACAUGUAAAAGUUUCAAUGAAAGUAUAAUAAUUUGCAAAAAAGAUGAGGAGAACUAUGCUGCCUGUAGUCAGAAGGAGAUCGGCACCCAUGAACUUGCUCUCGUCACUCUCCAGCCAUCCUCAAAACUACCGCUUCAUGUUAUCCAGCGAACUCCAUGUAAACUGAUCAGAGCCUCUCUAACAUAAAAUAAAUAAAUAAUCUGCCUUC